Vitrella brassicaformis is the source of this 4511-nucleotide messenger RNA. The record is from the annotation of a GenBank genome assembly. Lineage: Eukaryota; Vitrellaceae.
GGCGAUUGCGUGGCCGACAGCAUGGAGGAGGAAAUCAAAACCGACGUGAUUAUUGUUGGAGCCGGUGAGCUGCUCACAUUGCAGACAAAACAAUGCUUGCCUGGUCUGAGUCUUCAACUGCAGGCCCGACAGGUCUCGUUCUUGCAAUUGAGCUUGUAAGUCUAUCCCCCGACUCUUCCACUGCAGGCUCGACAGGCCUGGGUCUAGGGAACGCAAAUAACUCCUGGGUGUCUUCUUUCUACCGCAGGCACGAAGAGGGGUGGACUUCAUCGUAUUCGACAAACUGCCCGACAGGACUAGAGAGUCACGGGCUCUCGGUACGGUAUGCGUCACAACAGUCCGGUCAGGUGAACCGCACAUGAACGAGCACAUGCGUUUUACAUCGCAGGAGUCAUGCCAAGGACACUGGAAAUCUACGAGGACCUCGGCAUCGUCAAGCAGGCACUGAGCAAUGGCGUGGAGAUGUUGGGAGAAAGGCUGUUCGUGGACGGGACCGUCGCAGUGGAUUGGAAUUUCAGCGAGGAACGACACAACGAACAAAAUAGGAAACGUCUUAGUCACCGAUUACAUUGUGCACUGCAGGUCGAUUCCUUCUACUGCAAGCCGCUUCUCCUCCAUGUAAGUCAAUACAGCCGACAUGAUAACGUGUGCUUAAUGUGAUGUGACGCUUGGUGUGGUAUGUGGUGUGGUGUGUCCGGUCAGCAAGUAAGUGGGUGUGCUGCCGUCUUGACAAUGCUGCUUUUUUGCUACAGCUAAUCGACAUCUUUUUCCUGUCCACUGUGUUCAGGGUACCUAGUAUUCACUGCCCUUCGUUCCUCUCACUGUUUUCUGUAUCUCUGACGUACAGGUGUCACAGAGAAGGUACAUACACAUACAAUCUCUCGUGGUCCGUCGUCACCUUUUUCCUGCUGUGCAGUUGCUCUGCGAGAAGCUCGCAGCCAUUCUAGGACCUGACAGAAUGAACUAUGCGUUGCAGCGGCCAGUAGAAGUAACUUCUCUCAAGGUGAAAGUUUUGGAAAAUAGAUCACGUUUCGCGCUCAGUUGUUCAUUUUCCUUUGUUGUGCCACAGGUGGGCCACACAUUCGCCGAGGGAGUUCACGUGUGUGCCUGCUCGCUCUCCGAUCCUGAGGAGAGCAAUGCAAAUGCUGAGGGACAACACAGCGAGGACACCGGCAGCGUCGACAACGUCACCCCAAGGACUAGUGAAGCCGAGACGACGUCGUCAAUGACGUACGGGUGGACAACAUCAGGAGACACGGGGCAGCAAGGACCGAGAACUCAUAGGAUUCGAGGAAAGCAGUUCAAUGUGCACGCCCGCUACGUUGUCGGAGUGAGCCCUUAACACUCUCCAUUGCACGGCUAAACCCAUUGCACGGCUCUUCAAGACAAUUUAUGUUUUCUGUGUUCUGAACCUCUUUUCAGUGCGAUGGAGUAUAUUGAGUCAUUCGCUCCGACAAAUGUUAGCAGGAGUCAUUUUCUUGUUGCAUUGUAGGCAAGGAGCUUCGUUCGGAAGAGUCUUGGAAUUCCAUUUGAGGGCUUCACAAUACCAUCAGAAUUCAUCGUCGCUGACGUUGUGAUGACCUGGGGCGUGCCACCAGACCGGAACAAAUUUAAUCUCCUGACAGGUCAACGUUGAACAUGAAAGAUUCAUUUCCGAUACUGGUGCGAUGGAAAGGUUACUGUCCUUUUCUGGCGUUUCGGCUCAGCUCCCAACCGGAUGGUCGAAUGGUAAGCAACGGCUUGGCUUUUGGUGCUUGUCAACAAGUUACUUUCUCUCAUUGCGCAUUUUGCUGAGUUGUCAGCUGUCCGUUGCCGUCUGGUCCCAGCCUCCUCGAACCACCACCAAGGCUCCCCGAUGGUGGAGCAACACACAGGCGUCAAGGUGGCGGAGCAGCGAGACAAUAUGGAAGUAGCUCGUCGAACCGAUGGAGGUAACAAAGCAGGACGGAAAGUGUUCUUUUCGCGGCUGCUUGGUGGUUGGUUUGCUUGCAAAUCUUUACUUACGUUUUACUCUCAGGCUGACGACGAUCAGGCGAAUUGCAGAAGACCGUCCAGAGGCGAUGCUUGAAUGCCGCGAAGCGAGGUUUGGAGAAAGAACCUGGCAUAGCAAAAGGCUGAAAUUCUCUCCAAUCUCCCAUUUCUACAGGCCACCACCGAGCAAAAAAGAGCUACAAGCCAUGACAGGUAUCUAAGCGAACACGUGCCCAGUACAGAAAAGUUCAUGUUGCUUUACUUCAGCGAAGCUUGUCGCUGGCACGAUCAUCGACCACGUCAUAUGGAGCUCGAGUUUUUCCAUCAAGUAAGAGAAUGCCCUUGCACAUCUACCUCAACUGACCCUUUCUCCUUGUCAACAGCUGUAGGUCUGCAGCGUUCAUGAAAAGAGGUCUGCGGGGGCGUGAUACAAAGAGGAUUGCAGCUUGUUCGCACCUAUUGCUCUCUCCUUCCGAUCAGGAAAUGCAUUCCUUGCGGGCGAUGCUGCACAGUAAGAGAGAAAGAAGCGCAGAAGGAAGAACUGUCAUAAGCUGCCUAUUUACUUUAUACCUGUUAUUUAAGCAUCUUCCCUCCGCUUUUCCAUCAAGGUAUUUCUUGAGUCGUUGUAAGUGGGUUUCAUCUCUCGCGUUCUCCGCGUGUCGUCUUUUUUAUCAGGUCACAACACUGGCAUCGGCGACGCCUACAAUCUUGGUAUACGGAUAGAUAGAAAAAAAAGCAAAACCAGAGGCCCAUCAGGGCGAAGACGUUUUUACCGCUGUCCGCCGCAGGAUGGAAGCUGGCUCACGUUCUGCAAGACGGCGCGAACCGUGAGUUUCCAUACACAACGGAUCACACCGCAGAGUUAUGCGUUUCUCCCAGCUGCAUUGUUGGAAUCCUACGAACAAGAAAGAAAGCCCGUCGGCGACGCUGUUGUUCGGUAUGUUAUUCAUAGAAUAUUGCGUUGACUGAACCACUUCGUUCAGCUACUGUCUUGUGUGCGCACAGGUUCACAAGCUUCGGUAAGUUGACGACGGCAGCGUGUUCGUUAAGUGUGCAGCGUUGUCAACUGUUUACCAUUUUGAUUGAUUUUACAGGGUACCAGGAGGUAAAAAUGGGCCGUGACUAUUGAGAGAACCUUCAUUCCACGCAAUGUAUCUCAUGGGCUAUGACCACGGCUUUUUAGAUCAUCGAGGCAAAGGGCUACAUCGCCUGGAGUAUGAAGAAUAUUCUUCCUCUGGUACGUCCAAAAUUCGAACGCAAGAUCUAUUGCUGCAGUUUCUUGUUGUGCAGUUUUUCAACAACAAGGCGUUCAACUCGGCCCUGACAAAUCGCAUCUCUCAAUGUCACAUCAAGUACCCGGUCGACUCAGGCGCUGUCGGAAAGGUCUUCGUCAGUGACUCCGCUUUGCCUGGAGAGCGAGCACCAGGUAAUUCGUAAUAAUAUCAUUUGCAAGCCCGCGACUGGACAACACUCGCGUGGGUGACAUGUGUGUACGUACAUCUUUGCAGAUGCAACAGUUGCCAUAAUUUCAUCUGAACCCUCGACCGUCGUAAUCGCACCGCUGCCAUCCAUCCACUUGAGCCAAUGCAAAGCCUCCGCUGUCUCUCGCAGGGGAAUUUUAUUCGCCUUCAUGAAGUGUACGUUGGUUCAGGUAGGUCACUCACGUCUGGCAAACAUUUGAGCUUCUUUCUUUGUGAUCUUCUUGUCUUUCUUAAAGGCCACGUUUUGCUUUUCGUUCUUCGGAUUCCACUUUCGAGCGAAGGGCCCAGUGGAAGCAGCUGGUUCAAUCUUUGCUCCUCUCAAUCACAAGUGACGGAGCCAUGUAGCAACUGUCUUCGACUGUCUUCCCACACGGAGUGCUCUUUCUUCAGACCGCAGAGCGCAACAUAAUAGGAAAAGAACUUGAGCAAAUCGUCGAAUUCGCCUCCCGAGUGAGGAGCCGCAUCGAGAAGACUAAGGUCGUUCUCUUAUUCACAGUUGGCUUAGCCAGCAUUGUACCUCCGUAAGGGAUGCAAAGCCAUUCGGUCACUCAACUAUUGGAUCGCUCAACGUUGUUCUCCGUUUGACAGUAACGCGCAGUUUUCCGGCCUGUCCUUCUUGAUCGCGAACUUCAAGGAACGGAUGUCGAAGAACUUCCCGAAUCAAGCACCAGAGGAGACAUGUGUUGCGUGGGAUGUCGAAGGGGAGGUCACCCGAAGGUAUCGCCUCCAUCUUCACCCUUUCACGAAGCACAAAUGUGCAGCUUUCUUCUUGAUCCGGGAUGAUAAGGUUGGUGCAAGCACGCAACGUUUGUUAUUAGCCUCUAGCUCAUCCGCAUAUCUUUGUCCGUUUGUGCUUUUGUUGUGUUCUCAAGCACAUACGGAACCACGGCUGUAAGCAAAGAAAGGUGAAGGGAUGGUCGCGUGAAUACUGUGACUGUUCCGGUUGAUAGACUGUGGCGACACCUAUGCUGAAGCGACCUGCAUCGACUCGUUGUCUCUUUACCAUCCGUAGCACAUUCCGGUGGCGGCCGGCGUGCAGUGGGAGCGGCCAGAGUUCAC